CUCACUGUAUACUAGAGGCAAUGCUAUCUUCUUGUACAUUGCUGUGUGCUAGAAGCCAUGCACUGCCUUCGUACCGAGCUGUGCGCUAGAGGGAGUGCUUUUUCCCUGUAUUUUGCUCUGUGCUAGAAGCGACUCACUCUGUUUGCACCUUCCUGCUUGCUAAAUCUACCUAGCAACGUACCUAUACUUUGCUCUGCACUAUAGAUGAUCCAGGAUACCUGUACCUUGCUGGUAGUUACUGGCCAUGCACUCUACCUGUUCCUCUCCGUGUGCUAGUGGUAAAGUAGACUAUUUGUACUCCACUGUGUGCCAGCCUUGAGGCAGUUCAACUGGAUAUCUGUGUUCUAGAGGUGAGGCACUCUCUGUGUUGUUGCUACACUCGAUGCAGUCUCCUAUGUCAUCUUGCCUACUAGAGGCGACACAGUCUACCUGUACUUUGUUGCACACUAUAGGUUACAAUUUCCAUUUACCUCUAUCUGAGUCACAGGUGACCCAGUCCCUUGUACCUUGCUACAAACAAGUCAUUGCAGUCACCCCGUACCUUGCUUCACUCUAUAGGAAUUGCUGUGACUACAUAUCUUCAGAGCCCGAUGAGCUGCUUCCUUGUCUUUUAGUACAUUGCUACCUCUGCAUUUGUCUCUGCCUUAGUAGUAAGUCCAUUGUGGUGCCUUAGAAGACAUGCUCCAUACCUGUCUGUGUUGUACAAGUGAUGAUAUCUUGGAAUUACCCUAUCUAGUGGAUCUCCUCGCUGUAUAUCCUCUCUUGCCCUGUUACUGAUGUGUGCUAAAGCUGACACUAUUUCUCUGUCCCUCAUUGUGUCCUAUAGGUAACACUUUCUCACGGUGUCCUAGAGUUAACCCUUGCUCUGUCCAGAUGUCCAGGGUUAAAACAGAGGAGGAAGAAUACUGGCACGGAUCCAAGUUCAAGGCCUUCACUUUUGACGAUGACGAUGAUGAACUAUAUCAGGUGCAUGGAAUAUUUCUGGCUAUAGCAAAGUAAAUUUCUACUUACAGUUAAUUGACUAAUUUCUUUUGUUUUUUUUGACAGUUGAAGGAAUCCAAGCGAGCGGUAAAUAGUUUGAAAGCCAUUGUAGAUGAAGAGGACGAUGAAGGGGAGAGGUUUACCUGGAGUGGGGAACCUGUUGGAAGUGAGUUCUCAAGAGUUACAUUUAAGAAAUUCAAUGUGUGUCCGUUAUGUGAUUUCAUGGUUUAUGUUAUAUCUGCCAAAAGAACUGUCAAACAUAAGGGUUUUCAUUAAAGAAUGAAUUGUCAUUUUUGGAAUUAUAUGUAAAUCAGACUAAUAGUUUUAUCUAACUCUAAUAGCCACACGCAGCUUUGAAUCACAUUAAUCUAAUCCUAUUAGUGCCACAUCACUGAAACUAAAAUAAAUUACAUGUUUUGUUAAUAAUUGUGAGGACCCUUAUUGAAAAUCAGACAAAUGCAGUGAUCCACAAGAAAAAGCAAGUAGAAGUCAAUAUUAUAUAUAUAUAUAUAUAUUUUUUUUCUUAUUUAGAGUUGACCUCUUUCUUAUUACAGCAACAUACAAUAUUAUUCUUAAAGAACUGUUACUUCUCAGCUAAUUAUUUAUUUUAAUUCUUUAUUUAAUACUGCGCAAUAAAGACACAUUAUCUAAAAAAACAGUGGGUACGGCAAAGCUUAGUCUGGAGUAUUAGGAAGGCUUCGUGCUUUAAAGUGUAUGUUGCGUUAUCGAAGCUGAGCGCAGACAGCACACAUCUAAUUGAUUUACUUGUAGGUAUAUCAUGGUCCAUUCAAGAAACUGCGUCAAACGCCCGAGCAGGGACUGAGACGAGAGAACAUAGACCCACAGCCGAUACAUCAUCUUAUGCCUACUCCAAAAUCGGAUCUGCAAAUGCCCUGAGCAACCUCUUUAAAGGUUAGACUAUUCGUAAUGCGCAGAAUGCACGUAACCAAGAAUACAUCGCAUGUGUAAGAAGGGGACACAAAAUGAGUUAAACAUUUAUUGCAAAUACCAGCUAACUGCACAACUAACAAAUGUGUAGGUGCAGUGUUAUUUAUAUUUCUCACACCUGGCAGGUAUCAGCUCUUUCCAAAUGGUAACCACAUUAAGAGAUGUACUGACUUCUGUGCAUCUGACUCGGCAUGGUAUGAAGCCUAUUUGUUUUCCUGACCCAGGAGCGUCCUGGGAAUGUGAAAAUAAGGGCACAUUCCAGCUGUCUGGUGUGGUUAUGGUGCUAGGACCAAGCUGGCAGAGUCCCAUGGUAAGAUGUCAAACUAUUUUACAUCACAUCUGGUCUUCUUCAGGAAGGAAGGCAGAUGUCUCUUUAGAACAAACCAGGCCCAUUCUGAACCACAAUCAUUAGCCAAGUUCAUCAGCCGAGUCCAUUGUUGUCCUGCCUUGCUCGAAAGGGUCAUGUGGAUUUAUCGUCGGUGCCUGGUGGAACCCAGGUAAGUAGUAAAAGCAUGGUUAAACAAUUUGACAUGUUACCGUGCGAUGGCGCUAAGGCACUCCUGGCACCAUAAACACCACAGCAGGCUAUAGUGUUCCUUUAAAUAACCUUUUCAUCUAUCAGAUGGUGGAUAGAUGGGUAAAACAAUGUAAAGAUGAAGGUGGACAACUUGACCUUUCCCAACAAGACUACGUUUUGCUGGCGUGUACCCGCCGCACAAUGUUUAUUAAUCCUAUUAAUUGUCAUAUAUAUGAUGGUGACUAAAACAGGAAGCUGUCAUUUUAUACAAGCAAAUAACAAUAAUAAUCUUUUUACAUUUUUCACAAUUUCCUGCAUGUUUAUGUGUUUGUUUCUAGAACUUUGACUGCAAAUGUGGCUUUUGUUUCCUUGUCUCUCUCUGUCUUUGUAACAUCACCUAUUUCUCAAUCCCUGUAAAAGGCACCUUGUGUCCAGCUAUUAUAUGCGUCUCAUACCGUUCUUUUUUUUGUGUUUGAGACUUAACUCGCCUCUGCUUCUUCUCAUUUUACAGUAAAGUCCAGAACGAGCAGCUUUCAGGCCUUGUCUGAUGGUAACUAUUAUUAUUUUACUAAAUCUAAGCAUAUAAAACUGUUGUUUGUUAGUUGUUUUGUCUGGUUGUGACCAUAUCCCAAUCCCUUUUUUAUUUUUCAGUUCUUCUGGAUACAAAUAUGAAAAGUCUUGCUCCAGAGCUGCGUAAACCCAAGUCUGAGUAUCAGGUAACAGGAGAGCAGGAGAAGAAGUCUAUAAUAUAAUAUUAUUAGGGGGUGAAGAGCAAGGGAUGGACUUUCACCUACAAAUUAUUUUGUUGGUUAGAAACUUGGGGUGCCUCUCAGUUUGUGUCUGCCUCACUGUCCACUUAUGGCUGUGUUUCAGGAUUACAGUGGAGAUUGGAGCAUUGAGGACACUGUUCGACGAUUGCAGAAAGGAAAGGUAAGACACCCCCUAAAUACACAGGUUCACGAAGAGGCAUGAUAUGUGAUAUCACACUUUUUUUUUUUUUUUGGAUAAGCUUUUCAAGUGAUUCAGUAUUUUUGGAUCAACUUUUAAAAUAUAUAUUUUAAAUAUUAACAGAUCAAAAUAUAAAUCAUAAAAUAUUUUUCAUGUUGUUAAAUAAUUUCAGAAGUCUACCCACAAAAUAUUAAAGUGGAUCUGUCACCAUCCAGGGUCUUUUGUAGAAUUUGCAAAGACUCCCAAACCGUGGCAUCCGUGAUCGGGGUCCUGGGACAGUCAAAGGGGAAAUAUACUUACCUGAACUUGUCCCUCGCGGGUGCUUGCUCCUCUUAAGAUCCUGCUGCUUCAGCUGCCAGGAGCUGACGUUAGCGCUGCACUCUCACGCAUGUGUGGGAGCACAGCAUUGAGGUCUGUUGAUGAUUCCACUGGAACCUUCAUAGAAAGAACGAAUUUCCCUCCAGCCAUCACUGGUGAUGGCUGGGGGAAAUGGCAAGACUUGUCAGCACUUCCUAGUGUCAAGCCUUGUCAAGUGGAGGAUAAAUACUGAGACAAAGGAAGCCCAUACUUUGUCUCAGUAUAUAAUUUUUUGUGAAUAUGAUUUUUAUUCAUUUUGUGUAUUUAAAUUUGCGGUGAGACGCGCAGGUCUCCAUUGCAUGUUAUUAUAAAAGGUAACAAAUUAGGCUCGCAGGCCCCAUCACAGAAGGACUCGCAGGUCCCCAUUUUCUGGUAUUUACAUUUGUUUGGGACUAUAAAUUAAGUAACGUUUUCAUGAACUGAGUGAACAUAAUGCUUUGUAAUCGUCCUUGAACCAGAUUAAUCAGUCUUUGAUUAGGUGUCAGUGUUUGUAGGCCACCCCUAUGGUCCCUGUCCACGGCGUCUCAUCGGGCCCUGUGUCCUUAGCUAUGUGUCAUCGACCGUGGUGGGCUUGUGUUUACCCCCGUUAUUACUAUCGGUGUUUCCCGUGUUUAACCAGGGGAAUGGUGGUAUUGCGGGUAAAGGGUACCCUUACCUUGGGCGUGUGGAUACUGCAUUAGCCGUGUCAAUGCUGGGCCUGUCCAGGGUUCCCUCAGGUGUUCGCAUGUUUUGGCUUUGGGGUGUCUUCCCGGGCCGGUCUGGAUGUAAGUAUCAGCUCGUGUUCGUUGAUCGUUCCCAAAUAUGUUUUCCCUUGUCGCUAUGGGUGCGGUGGGGAUGAUUCAGUCAAUGAUGAUGCUCUGGUAUUUCGCAGGGAGCAAGAGGGGGGGAAUGUGUCUGGGUGGGAAGAAAGGAAGAAGGGGGGGGUAGUUCCGUCCAGUUCGUCUGUCGACCAUCUAGCGUCGUCUGGGGUGUGUGUUCUGAGUACUAUCUGUCUGUGUCGUGGUUCCCGUUAGUGUUAGGCCUGAGUUCUAAUUGGAACUCUUCUUUUGCCGUCUCUAGAAUCCAGUGCGUCCAGAUGCUCAUGUAGGUAGUGGGUGUAGUGUUGGCCGUCAUGGUCAGUUCCUCUAUCGACCUUAGUUCUUCCAUUUGGCUAAACCAGGUCGAAAGUGGAGGUGUAACUGUUUGUUUCCAGAAUUGGGGGAGCACUCGUUUGGCCACGUUAAGUAUUCUAAUGGUCAUGGAUUUUUUGUAUUUGGAUCGGGGAACUGUUGUGUGGUGUAGGAGCAUCGCUGCCGGUUCCAGGGGGGGGGGCGCGUCCGCGAACUUCUCUAGCAUUUUGUGUAUCCUCUUCCAGUAUGGUUGGAUCAUCGCGCAAUCCCACCAGAUGUGUUUUGUGGUGCCCACCUCUCUUUCACAUCUCCAGCAGAGUCUGGAGUGGUCUGGGUUUACGUGAUGAAGGAGAUGUGGUGUCCUAUACCAAUGUGUUAGAAGCUUGUAGGCCGUUUCCUGUGUUUUGCUGUGAGUGGAACAGUGGUGUGUAAGGUAGCAGAUGGUUUCCCAUUCUGCUUCCGUUAGUGUGUUACCCAGGGCUGUUUCCCAUUUUCCCAUGAAUAGUGGUGUCUCGGACGGGGUUUCUGAUUGGAGCAUGGAAUAUAAGAAGGACACUCCAUGCGGGAGCGGGUCUGGGUGUGAGCUGACCACUUCUAUCGUGGUCUGGUCUCUGGCCAGUGCUGGUCCCUGCGGUAGGGAGUGGAUGUAAUUGGUCAGUUGGGCAUGUCGGAAGCGGUGCAUAAAGGUCGGGGGCGUCUCUCCCAUCAAGUCCGUUAGUGUUUUACAUUUCCCACCUUGGAGGAAGUGGUGUAGGCGUGGGGUUCUGUCUGGGAAGAUGUGUUUGAGGGUUCCAGGGUCCAGACCCGGCGGGAAGUCCUCGUUGUGUGUCAGGGGCAAGAGGGGGGAGGGGUACGGUGCCAUAUUCCCUUUCUUUGCGGCCGUCCUCCACUCAGUAUAUAAUUUGAAUGGUUUGAAAUUUCAGUGAAAUUCUAAUACAGUCAAUCUGAGUAUUUCGUAAAGAUUCUAUCUUUAUAAAAUACUCGUUUUGGGGAAGGUGGUGGGGUGACAUUGCCACUAUAAAUUAUUUGGAAAGCUACUCCAAAAAUAUUAAAUGAAGGCAAUAAAUAGGAAUAACCAACAUCAAAUAAAUGUGUGCAAAUGUGUUUGGUUUCUAUUUCCAAUCGUUUUUAAUGACUUACUCGCCAUUCUAUAUUAUUUUUGGUGCUAUGUGUUUGUUUAUAUAGGACAGACCAUUUUUGUUUACUGUGCUAGAUUUUUAUGGCUCAUUAAUGUCAAAGUGCCACUUUUUGUACAAUAAUUAGUUAAAGCCUUAUGCCAGGAUCUGGGUUUUAAUGGGUUUAUCUACGUGACAAAGUUCUGCAUUAAACCAUUUUGUUCUCUAUAGAGCUGCUCAAUGGAGAGAUUCCGGGCUCUGAAAGAAAAACUGCAACUUUUGGAUGAAGCAGUUGGACUCCACGAUGGAAACGUGAUCACUGCUGUGAGUUUUUCGACUGCUGGAUUUUCUCUAUUGCCUAAAAUAUCAACAGGGCUGUACAAAGUCAGGCAUGUUGACUCAGUCGAACAAAAACUAUGGCUCUUGAACUAAUACCAUGUGUAUGUAUGUAUGUGUGUGUGUGUGUGUGUGUAUGUAUGUGUAUGUAUGUAUAUGUAUAUAUAUAUAUAUAUUUAUUUGAUUUUCAUAGAAACAUAGAAUGUGACGGCAGAUAAGAACCAUUCGGCCCAUCUAGUCUGCCCAAUUUUCUAAAUACUUUCAUUAGUCCCUGGCCUUCUCUUAUAGUUAGGAUAGCCUUAUGCCUAUCCCACGCAUGCUUAAACUCCUUUACUGUGUUAACCUCUACCACUUCAGCUGGAAGGCUAUUCCAUGCAUACACUACCCUCUCAGUAAAGUAAUACUUCCUGAUAUUAUUUUUAAACCUUUGUCCCUCUAAUUUAAGACUAUGUCCUCUUGUUGUGAUAGUUUCACUUCUUUUAAAUAUAGUCUCCUCCUCCUUUCACAUCUCAAUGUGUUGCACGUUCUUCACAAUAUUCUAUUUUUCUCUUAAAUAGGCCAGUACCAGUCAUCUAAUGUUGUUUUUGUUUGUCUUUACUUUUAGGUUUUAAUUUUCCUGAAAAAAACAUUAAAUUCUGGUGAGUUAAAAGAAUUCAAGUGGCAAUAUAUUAUUGCAAUGUCCCAAGCAGAGAUUAUUAUUAUUUGAUGGUUUUUAUAUUUCAUAAAAUCCAAGAUGUCUCACUGCACCUUUGGAUAAAUUCACAAUCUUCACCAUAUCUCAUAAGCACACUUAUUAUUUACAACACUGUACAGUCUGAAGCAUUGCUUGAGAGAAUGCAUGCAAAGUUCCCUUCUUAUCAACACUUAUCACCUCUUUGUCAUGCUCACUCCAUCACUCAGUCACUGUGAGACAAUUGAAGCUUUGGUGUGCCUAAUGUGACAUCAAAGCAUUCUGGUGAUUGUUAUUGGUGGAAAAUGCUCUGAAUCUGUAAAGAUAACUUAUAGUCGCCCUGCUAGUCCCAGAAUCCUUUGCAGCAGUUUUAGGCAUCUAUCUCCUUCUUAGAGGUUCUGUUUCGGGAGCUUGAGCGCAGACAAGUGGCUUUGCGGCAUUUUAUCCACUUCCUUAGAGAGACGGAGGAGCAACAACUCCUAAUGGAUCUAUUCAGGUGAGUGAAGGCAAGUGGGGGGGAAAUGCUGUCGGCUAAAUAGGGGUCUUUGGACAGGUAGCAUGUGUGAUGUGCAAAUGGCGCUCAGUGCUGGGGUUGGACAGCUUUGAGACCAGGGGUAGAUGGCGUUGUUAUUUAGGACAGUAAUUUGGCUCCUGUAAUGGAAAUAGCUCUUCUUAAAGUGACAUGUUCUCAUUACAGGUUUCUGGAUCGAGCUGAGGAGCUAGCUGUGAGUAUGGGGACACAUGGGAUAGAGCUAUACAUAUGUGCGAAUAAUAGGAUAAAGCUUUACACGUGCUAAUAAUGGGAUAGACGUGGGUUAGAGCUAUACACACGUGUGAAUAAUAGAAUAAAGCUAUACACGUGUGCUGAUAAUACACAGGCUAGUAAUGGGAUAGAGAUGUGCGAAUAAUAAGAUAAAGCUAUACAUGUGCUAAUAAUGGGAUAGACAUGGGACAGAGCUAUACACGUGUGCGAAUAAUAGGAUAGAGCAAUACACGUGUGCUAAUAAUGAGAUAGACAUGGGAUAGAGCUAUACACGUGUGCAAAUAAUAGGAUAAAGCCAUACACGUGUGCUAAUAAUGAGAUAGACAUGGGUUAGAGCUAGACACGUGCUAAUAAUGGGAUAGAUAUGGGUUAGAGCUAGACACGUGCUAUUAAUGGGAUAGACAUGGGUUAGAGCUAUACAUGUGUGCUACUAAUUCACAAUCAACAUUUUAUCCUAUCUUCUCCAGAUUUGUAAAUACAGAGAACAUCUGAACAUUAGCAGUGCAGAGGAAAGGAGAGAUUUUCUGAAAACCAAAUGUAUCAGGUCCGCAUUAUUGAGGGUCCCCAUGUUGGCAUUCCCCAGCAUCAGCACUUACAUCAUCUACAUCCUCAGAUCUCACACACUCACUCAUCCUAUACAUACUCAACAUAGGUUGUUUAUCCCUGGCACCAUCCCCCCUAGAUCCUUCUCUCCUAUACCCAGAUUCAGCCGCUUCAUCUUCUGUUUGUUUAUGGUUUUCACCUUUUUAUUUUUCAUCAAACUCCAUUCUGUUUUCUCUUGCUCAUCCAUUCCUCCCAUUCUUAGUUCCUCAUUUUGUCAUUCCCACCUUUACCUACUCAGUCUCACCCGUUCUCUCUCAUUCUGCUUACUAUUCUCCCCUUUUUAUUUGCUUUGUAUCUGUCCGCUCCUCAUUCACCCACUUCUUCCUUUCCCUUCACUUCUCAUUUUUCUCAUUCACUCUUUGCUCUUUCUCUCCCCAUUCAGCCUUCCCUUCUCCCAAGAAGAUGCUUCCCAUGUACAGGACCAUUACACUUUACUAGAAAGACAGAUCAUCAUAGAGGUAAGACGUGGGGCGGCAUGUCUCUCAUUUUUAAAGAGGGUUUCAUGAGAUUCUUACAUUUCGGCACAUUACAUGCACCAGGACUUUCGGUGUUUAUCGCUCAAUAUAUCUGCCUGUCUGUUAUUAUUUCCUUGUCUCAUGUUGAUGUUGCCCUUCAGCAUAUUCUGCUAUAUAUUUAACUCCUGAGGAUAUUUAUUUUUUCUUUUCUUCAUUACUACUGUAUGUGAUAUCUAUCAAUUACGCCAACACUAGGCCGAUAAACCUAAACCGGGUAAAAGAGCUGUAUAUGGUCUAUGGUUCAUUUAGCGCCCAGGAAUGCUUCAUGCUGGAGAGCUAUAUAUUAAAUUUCAAUCCUUAGUUAAGGCAAUAUACAGCAAUAUGGAUAGGACAUGUAAAGGGUGACAGUGCUGUUUGUGCUAAUCCUCCCUGUAUUUGCUUGGGUAUUGUAUUUGCCUUGUGAUAUGCAGAUUAUGUAUUUCAGUGCAAUUUAGAAUGUGUGUAAAGAUGAUCAGUGUCUUUGAACCAUCAUUGUAAUGUGUGACUGCAAUGAUCAUGUAUUUUCAGGCCAACGACCGGCACUUGGAAUCCACAGGACAGGAUCAGAUGUUCCGCAAAUAUCCUAGAAAGGCAUCUCUAAUCUUCAUGCCACUCGUUACCACUCUAUUCUAUUCUUGUAUUUACCAUUAUACGGAGGGAGAGGUAAGUGACGUGCGCCUUUACUUUACUCUCACUGUUACAUAGUUACAUAGCUGAAAAGAGACUUGCGUUCCAUCGAGUUUAGCCUUCCUCACAUUUGUUUUUUGCUGUUGAUCCAAAAGAAGGCAAAAAAAAACAGUUUGAAGCACUUCCAAUUUUGCAACAAGCUAGGAAAAAAAAUCCUCCUUGACCCCAGAAUGGCAGUCAGAUUUAUCCUUGGAUCAAGCAGUUAUUACCCUACAUUGAGAGAUUAUAUCCUUGAAUAUUCUGUUUUUGCAAGUAUGCAUCUAGUAGCUGUUUGAACAUCUGUAUGGACUCUGAUAAAACCACUUCUUCAGGCAGAGAAUUCCACAUCCUUAUUGUUCUUACAGUAAAAAAACCUUUCCUUUGCCUUAGACGAAAUCUUCUUUCUUCCAGUCUAAACGCAUGGCCUCGUGUCCUAUGUAAAGUCCGGUUUGUGAAUAGAUUUCCACACAAUGGUUUUUAUUGGCCCCGGAUAUAUUUGUGAGGAGCAUAACUAUAGAAUGUGAGCUCUGAGAGGUUUAUCACUCCUAAAACAGGCAAAUCCCAGACCAGUAUCUAAAUGCAUGUUAGAUGUAAAGAUGGAGAACUAUGCAAGUGUUGUGAGAAUCAGACUUUUUUUUUAAUUUAAUUUUUUAUUUUCAGGGGACUUUCAGCAGCCCAAGUAACAUCCGGAAAACAUUCAAGGUGAGCUAGAUUACAUGAUGUCUAGAUAAGACACUUAUGUGAGAAUGGAUGUAGGACUCUAUCGGAGUAUGAGAGGUGAAAUGGGAUAGGCAUGAUUGGUUGAAGGUUUGAGGAAUACGGUGUAAUGCCAGGCAGUAAUAUAGAGUACCUGGGAAAGAAUCUUAAUAGCAAAUUUGGGUUUGAUAUUCCCAGAGAGACAUAAGGGAAAGAAAUGGGUGAUCUGAUGGAGGUAAGAGAUUGGAUGAUAUGAUGGAACGAGGGCUAAUGGGGUAAGAGACUGGAUGAUAUAAUGGAGAGAGGACUGAUGGGUUAAGAGACUGAAUUAUAUUAUGAAGCGAGGACUGAUGGGGUAAGAGACUGGAUGAUAUAAUGGAAGGAGGGCUAAUGGGGUAAGAGACUGGAUGGUAUAAUGGAGAGAGGACUGAUGGGAUAAGAGACUGAAUUAUAUUAUGAAGCGAGGACUGAUGGGGUAAGAGACUGGAUGAUAUAAUGGAGAGGGGACUGAUGGGUUAAGAGACUGAAUUAUAUUAUGAAGUGAGGACUGAUGGGGUAAGAGACUGGAUGAUAUAAUGGAAGGAGGGCUAAUGGGGUAAGAGACUGGAUGAUAUAAUGGAGAGAGGACUGAUGGGGUAGGAAACUAGAUGAUAUGAUGAAGAGCGGACUAAUGGUGUGAGGACAGGACGAAAUGAUGGAAAGAUGAUUGCUGGAGUAUGGUACCGGAUGAUUUUAUGGAGAGAGGAUUUAUUUGGUAAGAAACAAGAUUAUAUUAUGAAGAGAGUACUGAUGGGAUAAGAGAUCAGAUGAUAUAUUGGGGAGAGAGAAAUGAUUGGGUAAGGGACUAAAUAUUUUGACAGAGGGAGGUGUAUUGUGGAAAGGGGCUGGAUGUUGGUGUAAUGAUAAGAAAUUAACCUGUGGCCGUGGAUGAUAGAGAGAAAGCUGUCAUUGAUAUAGGCUGAAUAGUCUGAUCUUUGAAUGUUCCCAUAUUAACCAGUAUUCUGUACAAUUAUACUCAUUUACAGAUCCCAGAAAAAUUGUAUAUACUCACAGCACUAGCAGCACGUGCAAAGCUUAAAGCAUGGAGUGACGUGGAUGCUCUUUUUACUACAAAGGUCUGAGAUUAGGGAUUCUCUUUUAAGAGUAUCCUUUCUAAAAACUCAUGGUUUUUAUUUUCCUCUUUAUCAGUUUUACCCGUCAUCCCAUUUAUAACCACCUUGUAAUCGGUCUCUGAAUCUUUAUGCUUUCUACCCUCUCUGGAACCUCAUGCACUCUGUCCUUUCUCUCUCUGUUCACUCUGCCGUGUCUUGGUAACAUUGCGAUUCUCUCCACUUUUAGAAUUGGUUGGGUUACACCAAGAAAAGAGCACCUGUGGGUUUUCACAGAGUGGUGGAGAUUCUGCACAGGAAUGGAGCCCCAGCACAGGUGAGAGCUAAGCCACAUUAGGGAGGCAAUUGUAUUACAGACAAAUCUUUCAUUAUUCUUAAAUUACUCAAAUUAAAUUAUUAAAAGCACAAAAGGUAUGAUAGCGACCAGACUUGUUAAAGUGGUUUGUAUUUGUAUUUCAGUAAAGUUUAUGGAUGAUGUUAUGUGCAAAUAGACGCACCACUCACGCGUACACACACCCUCUCAUUAUAAUGUUGUUCCAGAGAAAAUUACCUUUUCUAAUAUGUGAUUACAAGCUAACUCUUCACGCUAAUAGCUUCUGCUCAUUCCAGGUCCUACAAGAUUACAUUCGUCUUGUGGAGGAUGCUGAAACGAAAGUAGCAUUGGCGACCAGAUACAAGUGUCAUGAAGUUGUCAUUGAUGUGAGUACAGAUACGUGCAGAUGGUUUGGUAUACCAGUCAUCUCCCUCUUGGCAGUUUAAUGCAUGGCCAUUGCAGACCUUGGGUGUACAGAGAUUGGAAUUGCCAUUUAACACUGCUUUGUCUGUAGAAUGAGUUUUGUUGUGAUCAUUCUUACACCGUUCCUGAAUGCUGUUUACAGCUCAUUGUUAGAUUAUUCCUCUCAUUCUCCCAACAGACCUACAGGGACCUGAAAGACCGACAGCAGCUGAUGGUAUAUAGAUGUAAAGUGGAGCGGGGAUCCCCUGAAGAGGACAAGAUAGACAUGAUACUGAGCAACACGGUAAAAAGUUCCACAUCAGAUCUCUGUUAUAGCAAAAGGAUAUUUCAGCUGAGCUGAACUGAUUCCUACUUCAGAGGCAUACCGUUCUAAUUUGGGAAAUACAUUAUUCAGCAUGAUGACAACCAGACAAUGUAACUUUACGAUUAACUUUCAUGCAAAAAUGACAGGCCCGACUAUUAGUAUGUAGAAUGGAAAAUAAUACAGAAAGACAUAUUCCAGACCUUAAAGUAGCCUGGCUUAGAGUAAAACCUCCAAGGAGGAAAAAGGGUAGAAAAACAUCAAAGUAACAAUUUACUAGCCAAAAUCAGGAAGCAUAAGCCAGGAUUAGGUACAUUAAAUCAGGAAGUCAGACAAAGCCAGGUAAUUCAGAAAAAACAACUAUGAUAUAAACUAAAACCUCAAUAAGUUACAGUAUGACAAAUGGUUUAAGCUUUUCUUUUUUUUUGCCAUUAUGCAUGUGUCGAAAAGUGACCUUGUGCAAUUGAGGAAUGGGCUGAAAUGAAGUAUGAUAGAAACCUAGAAUGUGACGGCAGAUAAGAACCAUUCGGCCCAUCUAGUCUGCCCAAUUUUCUAAUGAUGAGUGGCAUCGCUGCUGCAUCAGGUGAAAGCAGGCACCUAGGGCUGACACUGAAUAAAACAACGUAAAUAGUAAUUUCUCUAGACAUAAUCUGGGAGAGGGCUGCACCACAUCCAUAGAUAAAUUAAGGUAGCACAUUCAUUAAAAAGAGAAGUAUAAUAACAUCCCCACUUGGAUUGUGAGCUCAUUUGGCCCUUUCCAUCGUUUGUCUCUGUCAGUAUUACUUUGUAUGUCAGUACUUGUUUAAUUUUUUUUUUUAUCCCCAUUCUAUAAUGAUCACGUAAGUGCUGUGGAAUAUGUUGGUGCUAUAAAUAUUAAUUAUAAUUAAAUUAAUAGAUGAAAUAUUGGGCAUUUAAUAUGAGGAAAUAAUACUUUAAAGAAAGGGUAGGUAAGGAUUGCAAGAGAGCAAAGUUCCAAGUAUUAACGCCAGCAUCUGUAAGUAAAGACUGCAAAGUAUUUAUUCGCUGUUCCUUGUCUGUGUGUUGUCAUUGUGCAGAGUGUUAACUCUCUGUUCCUGGAUUCUCUGAGCAGAAUAUUAACUCCUAGAUGUCAGAAUCUGAGAGUGAGCAGUAUUUAGAGUUUUCAGUCUCAUAUGUCUGGGUCCCUAAAUUAAUAAUGUACAGAGUAUUAACUCACAGAACUCAGUGUCUGUGAGUGCAGAAUAUGGUUUCUGAGUUCCGUGAAUGAAUAGGGUGUAGUGUAUGAUUUUGCUAUUCCUGAAGUGUGUGAAUGAGAGUUUUCACUCACAGGUCCUCGAGCCUUUUACUGAAAUAACUAUGAUUAUUUCCCUCUACAAGGACUGGUUGGCUCUUCUACAAAGAGGGCUGAAUAGUUGUUCUAAAAGUGUGUUAUUUCUGCUAUAGUAUACUAAGCUUGCACUGUGAUACAAUCGGUUAGAAUAACUGGCAAAUUCAUUACUUUUAUUAGGAAAGUAAUUCAGCACAAGUAAUCAAAGAUUGAUCAGCACUGAUGGCUUUUGUUCCUAAUUUAUUUUAUGUCAGACUCUGUUUGGAAGGGUUGGGGGGGGGGCGGGGGGGGGGAUUGUGAUACCAAUAUCUCAAGCUCCACUGUGUUCAUUUUUGUUUUGUUUUUUUCCUUUCCCCAGCAAAUUCGAUGGAAAAACUAAUGGAUAACAACCAGACAGCCCAUUGCCAAUACUGCACAGAUUGCCAAUAAUAAACAUCCCUUUCUCUUCCUCCCUCUCUCACUCCAUGUGAACUACCUCUCUUAGUAAUAACCUACACAUUUCCUUUCCUUUACAUGUUGCUACUACCCUUAUACAGAGCCGUAUCUCCUUAUGGCGUGUUUUGUUAAUUUGUUGAGUUUACUCAGUUUAUACAUAUAACACGGAUUUGUUUGUCUUUAUGUGCUCUCCUCGAAUUUUUGUUAUAUUUUGUUAUAAAAUGCUUUUGUACCUUUUGGUAUAUAUGUUUGUUGCUUUCUAAAAAGCAAAUAAACAAAGAAAUGUAAAAUAAAUAAACACACCUUCCCAAAAA
Messenger RNA from Pelobates cultripes (western spadefoot toad), 14404 nucleotides. The record is from the annotation of a GenBank genome assembly. Lineage: Eukaryota; Metazoa; Chordata; Amphibia; Anura; Pelobatidae.